AUGGCUAAGUGCGGGGGAUGUGGGCAGUUUAUUGCUGCAUCAGCGAGCGUUCGGUGUAGCAAGUGCGCGGGCUGCUACCACCGCGCCUGUGUGGGUGUUCCGCCGACGGCGACCCCUUCUCCUACAUGGUUGUGUCCCGGUUGCAAGGCGACACUGCCUAGGACGGAUAAUACCGCAACACCGGUUAAAGGUGCGGCAGCAGAUUACUCCGACUCACAUAGUCUGCCCACCGUCGCUCCCUCCGCUAGUCUGGAUCUGGCGCAGGAAAUUCGUGCCUUCAGGGAAGAGUUAAGUGGACUCAGGGCGGAUAUACGCCAGCUGCGGCAGGAGAAUGCUGAGUUCCGGGCUGCUAACGAAGGCUAUAAUGGGCGGAUGGGAGCGGUGGAGGGCAGGCUGGACAACAUCGAGCAGCGGUUUGAGUCGACGGAUGCUGCUUCUUACGACCGCCUCGAGCAGACGAUCGCUGAUUUAAAGGUACAGCUAAAUGAGCGGGAUCAGGACCUGUUAUUGAAUGACGUCAUCGUGUCGGGCAUUCCGGAGUCGAAGGCCGAGAACCCGGCUCACAUAAUUAAAGCAGUGUCACUGAAGCUCGGGAUCGACCUUGACGAUAGGGACAUUGUAAACGUCGAGCGCCUGGGCAGGGUACGCCGUAACCUCACCACCAGCUCAUCCCAGAACGACAUAGCGGAGCGCCCGCGGCCGCGCGCAAUCGCGGUGCGCCUAUCUCGCCGUGUAGUGCGAGAUCAACUACUACACGCGGCACGCGUGCGCCGCGGUCUUACCACUGCGGACCUCAACUUACACGGACAGCCUAAGAGGGUGUACGUGAAUGAGCACCUUACUCGCUCUAACGCGAGACUGUUUCAUCUGGCUCGUGAGGCUGGGCAGCGCUCGCGCUACAAGUACGUGUGGACAAGAGAGGGACGCAUCUACGCGCGGAAGGAGGACGGGGUCUCGGCUGUGCGCAUUCGCUCGGACGCCGAUAUUAAAGAAAUUUUUGGGGACGGAAAAGUUUGA
Molecule: messenger RNA, 1017 nt
Organism: Spodoptera frugiperda (fall armyworm)
Lineage: Eukaryota; Metazoa; Arthropoda; Insecta; Lepidoptera; Noctuidae
Exons: 1
Coding region: 1-1017 (338 amino acids)
Source: RefSeq, a predicted model, not a curated record